Molecule: messenger RNA, 243 nt
Organism: Histoplasma mississippiense
Lineage: Eukaryota; Fungi; Ascomycota; Eurotiomycetes; Onygenales; Ajellomycetaceae
Exons: 4
Coding region: 1-243 (80 amino acids)
Source: RefSeq, a predicted model, not a curated record
AUGGCGUCGGUCAAGAGUUUAGACGUUCAAAGUGUUCAAGUAUGUAAAUCCGAAUCCGAAUCAGCACUUUCAUUCUACAUUUGCGAACGAAUUCAAGGGGUAGCUUCGACAGAGUACGAGAAGCAGUCGGCUACUCGGAAUACUACAAUAUCGAACGUCAAUGACGUACUUAUGGAAGACCCAAAGAAGCAUGCGCCAUUUGCCCAUCCAAAGAACCCGGAAAUCUCUAUUUUCACAACAUAA